GGCGAUCUUAUCAAAUUUGGCGUUACAUCAGCUCGUUUGUGCUAGUACAGAUUCAUGGAUCGUCAUACGAUUAUUUCAUUUUAUUGCAACCCUGCUUAGCGAUUUGUACUCACAAUUCUUCCCACUAAUUUUACCAAGUGUGUAAUGACGAUUGUCAGUUUUGUAUCAUACUUUUUGGGAGUGUGGGCUUCUGUCUAUUUGGUUGACAUAGCUCUGCGUACACAUUCAUACACGAGAAAUUGGUACACUGAGAUUAUUUCUCAGCUGGGGAUUUCGUUCAAUCUUCUACAAGCACGCUUAUUUACACAACGGUUGAACAAUAGUUUCCACUAUAUAUGCCGCUUCAAUUGUAUGCCUUGGAAUCUUUGGUUUUCUUGUGGUGUGAUAUUUGCUGCCAUAUCAAUGGUAGUAAGCAUUUGUCUGCUUACCCUGUUGGCUUACAACACCUUGAUGCGCAAACCUAUUGAAACUCAGGUUCUAAUUCCUGUGAUGCCGGGAAUAAACUUACCAACCAGUCAUUUGGGAUUUUAUGCUCUCACAUUGCUUAUAUGCGCAUUCAUACAUGAAGCAGGACACGCUCUCGCAGCUGUGCGUGAACGCGUUCGCCUUCAUGGAUUCGGAAUCUUUGUGUUUGGGUUUUAUCCGGGUGCAUUCGUUGACCUAAACACUGCAGAUCUUCAGAGUCUUUCACCGUUUUGUCAGCUUCGUGUAUAUUGCGCUGGUGUUUGGCACAAUGCCGUAAUUGCCGUAAUCAGCAUAAUUAUAUUUUACUUACUACCUUUCCUGUUAUCGCCUGGCUACCACGUAGGAACUGGGGUGGGUGUCACAUACUUAAGAGAGGAUUCUGUCGUCACAGGGUAUCGUGGGCUUGCUCUUGGUGAUGCUAUCACUCGGGUAAAUUCCUGCCCAGUAAAUCAGCAAUCUGAUUGGUUCAAAUGUUUAGAGGAGGCAUACAUUCAUCCAUCUGGCUACUGUGUUUCUGGAGCCUAUUUAAGCAUGAUAGAUAAUAAAGCCUCUGUUCCACGUCGUAGUUUAUCCGCGGUUGUUUCUGUCAAUAAAUUGGAUGAAAAUGAUAGUUUCGAAUCAGUCGGUAAUCAAAAUAAACUGAAUGAAGAUUGUUGCACAGUUCAGUCAGCGUCGACUCAUUUGUGUUUUACCUACAUAACACCUACAAAGCUGAGUUCUACAUCCCGAAGAUAUGCUUGCUUGCCGGCACGUGCUGUAACUGAGCGUACCAGCUGCAAUGUGACCUCUGAUUGUGGUAAUCUUGGCGCUAUGCGUGGCAAUAACAACGGAAUACAGAGCGAAUCACUGGGUGUCAUAUCUACUCGAUCAAUGUAUUGUGUUGUACCAAGCCCCCCAGACAAUUCCACUCGUCUAGUGCGCCUAGUGCAUAAUCGCCAUAAAGCCCCUGCAAUUCUUUUCUUGGGUCCAUUGGAAGAUCUUGUAGCUUCUAUAGGGGUUUCCGACUAUGUCCCACGUUGGCCUUCCAUACUUUCACCAAAUUUGCCUUCCUUCCUUGGAUUACUAUGCACGUAUCUGUUCUCAUUGUCCGGUGCCCUCGUGAUACUCAACGUUGUGCCUUGUUAUGCUCUUGACGGUCAAUGGAUUUUGAAAGCGUUUUUGGAUUUAUUUCUUCCAGGCAUAUUACCAUCGCGUCCGAAAAGGAAUAUGGUUUUUACUGUUGUUCUUAUCCUUGGUAGUAGCCUUUUGGGACUAAAUCUAUUUCUCGCAAUUUUGUAUCUAUGUCUUCAGGCUAACUACACAGGUGGUCUGUCGAAUUCCAUAAGUCCAAUAACUUCUGUUAAUACCUGAAUAAAAUUUUAUGCGUUUAAUUGUAAAAAGUCCGAAACUGUGAUUCAUCACUCAGUAUAUUUUAUCUUUUUGCUGUCUGUGCCUUUAUAAAUCUAUUUUCUACUGAGUCAGGGUACAAAUCUUUUUUUUCCUAAGUAUACAUAUUUUUCUUAAGUUCAUCUUAUAUCUAGUGCGUCUCGAAAAGGUCGUUUAUUCGACAUCAUUCCUGAAACUGGACAGAUAAUUGCAGGUAGUUAACUCUGUCUGUUUAUGGUUGUGUUAUCGAGUCUCGUCAAAAUUGUACUGCAUGCGAUAGCUUCUGUGCCUGAAAGUUAAGCAAAAUGAGAUUCAUAGGACUUCACGACUGUUACCCUAGAAAUACACGCCUUAGUCAUAUAAGUCUUUAGUAUGUAUGCAUCAGACUGAACACAUUUGUCCAUGUGUAGUCAUAAGGGUGUGUUUGUCUCGUAGUCUAAAGUCUCCAGUAUUAUUUUCCUUACAUAGUAAGGUUACGCAAAUGAUCUACAGAGUAACUAGUAAGCAGGAAUGAAAGUGAUAUGAUCUAUUAAUUCAAUGUGAUUAUCGCUCAAUUGACAUUCGGUCAUGUUUUGGAAUUUUUUUCUAUUGUAAUCUGGCAGAUUUCUGAAUGUAUUUUUCUCAUCCUUGAGGUACAUUUGUAGAAUUAUGGUCUACUAUGAUAUUAGUACUGCUCUAAUAAUAGACCUAAUCCUAAAUUUGUAGAUUUGUCAUGAUAUAACUGCCUAAUCUAUAAGAUCUUACGUGGAAGUCACACCAUCGACUACACCAACUCACUGUAUCGUAUCAAUUACCAGUACAUUAUGUAGAACAAGGUUAGGCUAGAGAAGGAACAAUAUAUUUAAUAUGAAUAGAAGAUAUAAAGUAACAUUGAGAUGGACCACGCCUGCAUGGACGAGCCAUGCCAUCCGAUCAAACCCAGUCCAUUCAAUUCAUUCUUCGCGCCUUCUCCAUCGUUAGGUAUUUAUCCGCGUUAAAUAUUGAAUAUCUACUUUCUGAGUAGUCUCGUGUUCAGCUUUGUGGAUUGUGCGGUUAUUGUUCAAUGCCACUACACUACUCUCCCACCAGAAUCAACGUGAUGUUGGUUCGAUACCGAAUUGGAUGGGAUCGUCGUGCGCCGAAGGUUACCAAGACUAGGAAGAAUCCCCGGGUAAUGAUAAGCUGAAAGAUAAAUGAAAAAGGCGGCAGCAUCUGGUCGGGAAAUACAUGUAAUAAUUUUAAAAUAUCUGCCUUCAUGCUUAAAACGCUUGAAAUGAAAAUUUGGGUGAAGAUUAUUUGGGCUAUAAAGAAUGGGGUUACAAUAAUAAAAAUAAUAAUAAUAAUGAAACGAUGCGUGUUAAUAGCCGUUGGUUAAUAACUUAACGUAUAGGUAGUAAGUAUUUUGUGUUUAGAAAUAUUAAAGUGAUGAAUAUUGUAGAAAUGUUAAUAUUGGUAUUAGUUUUGGUUUAAAUUAUGAAAUCAAAUAACGAUUAUGCCGGUAAGUUGUCCAUAUGAGUUGAAUUCCAAUUGCAUCUGUAUUAGUAGGCUAACUGAAGGAACAAAAGUAUACCGUGGAGAAGAAUUCCAACUAGUGUUCCAGUUAGUUUGAUACGGUUUAUUUAGUUACGGGGAGAUUUUCUCAACCUCAUUUUUACUUGACCGUGAUAGAAUUUAGUAAUACUACUGAUACACAUGAAUGGUUAUCAAAACAAUAUUUAAAUACGUGAGUGAUAAUUAUGUGAAUUUUGGACAGAUAGCUAGAAACAAAUCGUUAAACAUGAGUGUAUUCGUAAGAGACAUGCUCUAGACUCAAUGUUCUGAGUUGCCAUAGACUAUUUAUACAUAUUUAUACCUGACCGCUGACGAUGCAUACAAGUUAGUUGCAAGUAUGCAGUUUAUCAUAAGGCGGAAUACGAUUCAAUUGAGAUAUAGUGAUUAUAAGUUACUGAAAUCAGUUAAGUCUAUAUACUACAUUACUAGGUGAUAUGGUGCUGUAAGAUGUACUCGGCCAAAUACGUUUUUACAAGAUGAUUAACCGUGAGUGAUGCUCAUGUGAUUAUCAGGGAGUACAUAAGUUGUAACCAAGGGGAGUACACUCCCAACUCAUGUCCAUGAUGAUGGCUUGAACCUUAGUCAGUGUUGGGGUAAAUUCGACAUUAAUGUUUUCAGUUUGCAGGAGAUUUGCUCGACUGCUUAUGCUGAUUAUUUGCAUGCAUGAUUGUGUCGCUAAACCAUCAAUUAGACUGACAAGGUUUUGAGAUAUUUACUGAAUGAGCAACUAAUAGAGAAACAUACUGUAAUCAUCUGUGAUGGAUGAAGAUACCAAGAAAACAACACUAGUGAUAAUUAUAAGUCAAUUUGUUGACCGAUUUUGUUAAUAGUUUCAUUAAUUUUAUCAGUCAUAUUACGUGAUUGUCAAGUUAUGACAAUGCUUUAUGACGAUAUCCUGAAACUAUUAAAUUUAACUACUUAUAGUGUUGACUGAGGAUUAGUCAGUGGAAAAAUAGGUAUUGUUGCUUUAGGUGAUUCGAAAUCAUCAGAAACUUAUAACGUUAAAUAAUCCGAGACGCCUAAUUUAAUUAUAAAUUUCAAUUCAGAAAUAUUCGUUUAGUGUUAAUUUUAGUAGGCUACGGAGUUUUGAUUUUAAACGUUUGUUUAGCCAACAGCUAUCUGGGGAUUUGGUUAUUUUACUAGUGCAGUUGACAGUACCUAAAUUUUUAAUCUUAUUAUCUAAACUAUGUUCGCAUUUUAGGCUGCUAAUAUGACAAACCAAUCCAUAAACCCAAAUACGAUUAGCAACAACGACUAUGAUGGGUUUAUUGAUAAAUGUUAAAGGCGAUUCAGAUGAUUUCUAAAUUUAGAAGACAUGGAGAUAUAGUGUAACGUAUGUAUGGGCCAGGUUAACAUGCAGGUUGUUGACGUAUAUGACGAUUUAAAAAUAAUGAGCAUGACCAGAAAAUAGUUUUAAAGUUUAGACUGCUUGUGAAACUUCAGGCAGGAAUAUGAUGCGUUAUAAACAUUCCAUAAGGAGUUACUGCAUUUAGCCUAGGGACACUUACAAAUAUAUAGCAAGAGGAACCGGAAAACAUAUACAUGUUAAGUAAAAAAAUCAUUAAGUAAAAUAGUUGAACUCGCCUGGGUUAUUUUUGAAAAUUAGAUUAUUCAGUGAACGACAUAUAUAACGCCAUUCGUGAGGAGUAGUAAUGAUCCAGAAUAAAACAUGCAGUAUGGCAAUUAAUCCCAGGGUGCUUGAUGCUGUUGACGUUUUUGCCACUCGCUCGGAUUAGAACAACCGAAUGAAUUCAGAUAAUUGUGCGGUCACCAUUGAACGAGCCAUCUAAAAUGACCUUAUGAUUGCAGAAAACUUAUGGCUGAAACUCACCGUGUUUUUAGAGAAGUGUCAUCCUUGUUGUUUGGCAAUGGAACUCGAAAAUUUGAAAUUAGGCAUGCAGUGGUCGGAAGAAAAGAUAUUACAGGAUAGUGUAUAGUUUAAAACAGGAUGAGGUAAUAAGAUAAGGAACACUGAAUAUUAGAUCCAGGUAACUAUUUAGUCCUUGCUGCAUUGUUAGUCAAUGUAUAUUUGCGUUAUUUACUGGUCAUAUUUGCUAGAGCUUGAUGCUUAAACAAGCCUAUGUCGCUGAAGCAUGUAAAUGCUAUUAAAGCUUGUUAACGAACCAUCAAAGCUAAUUAGUUAAUAUAGACGACCAGUUUUUAUUAUCGAAUGAGCUAGUAAGUUAUGUGAACUAAUAGAUAUAACAUUACGAUAAUAUAUGUGACCAUUAAUCAAAGGACUAUUAGAAUAGUGGGUUUACAAAAAUAAAAUCCGAUUGAGAAGGUUAAGGUGGAAAUAAGGAUUAACAAUAAUAGGUUGCGUUUCUUUAGUUGGGCUCACCAAUGUAGAAUUAUGGUCUACUAUGAUAUUAGUACUGCUCUAAUAAUAGACCUAAUCCUAAAUUUGUAGAUUUGUCAUGAUAUAACUGCCUAAUCUAUAAGAUCUUACGUGGAAGUCACACCAUCGACUACACCAACUCACUGUAUCGUAUCAAUUACCAAUACAUGAUGUAGAACAAGGUUAGGCUAGAGAAAGAACAAUAUAUUUAAUAUGAAUAGAAGAUAUAAAGUAACAUUGAGAUGGACCACGCCUGCAUGGACGAGCCAUGCCAUCCGAUCAAACCCGGCAACGCUCCUAGGGUAUCGUCCACUGAUGGGAAUUGCGAGCACUUGAAGG
Messenger RNA from Schistosoma intercalatum, 6037 nucleotides. The record is from the annotation of a GenBank genome assembly. NCBI's taxonomy places the organism in Eukaryota, Metazoa, Platyhelminthes, Trematoda, Strigeidida, Schistosomatidae.